This is a messenger RNA of Leptonychotes weddellii (Weddell seal), 1166 nucleotides long. The record is from RefSeq and is a predicted model, not a curated record. Lineage: Eukaryota; Metazoa; Chordata; Mammalia; Carnivora; Phocidae.
GCCCGAGAGCGGAAGUAGCCGGGAGCCGGAAGUGCGAGCGCGCGUGCCGGGCGCUGUCCAGGAAGCCUGGGAAUGAGAAUGCCGUUGGAAGGGAAGAACAAACGGAAGAAAAAGGGAGGUGCGGAGGAAAGAGACGACCCAGACGGCGGCGUUCGCGGGAAUCUGACAGGAGACUAUGUGGUUGGACAAGUCGCCAGCAGCUUGUUCCAGGGCAAGCGGCCCUGCAGAGACACCACAGCUCGGCUGGCGUCCCUCUUCAGCUCUUUAGAGCCUCAGCCUCAACCCGUGUAUCUGCGUGUGCCGAAAGAGACCACCAAAAAAAGGAAACGGGAUGAGGAGGAAGAAAGUACAUUCCAAAUUCAGAGACCACUCUUGCAAGAACCUUCAAAAAAAGCGAAAGCGAAGAAGAAACUUUCUGAUGCAGACAAAAAGUUGGCAAACAGCCUUGAUACUGUGGAUGUUUUGUGCCAGAUUCCAGCAGAGGGAACUUUGUCCAAAAAGUUGGCAGCAAUAAAACGUAAAAUUCAUCCUGAUCAGAAAAAUAUUAAUGCUUAUGUUGUGUUUAAGGACGAGAGCGCUGCUACAAAAGCAUUGAAAAGAAAUGGUGCCCAAAUUGCAGAUGGAUUUCGUAUUAGAGUUGAUCUUGCAUCUGAGACUUCAUCUAGGGACAAGAGAUCAGUGUUUGUGGGGAAUCUCCCAUACAAAGUUGAAGAAUCUGUGGUUGAGGAGCAUUUUUUGGAUUGUGGGAGUAUUGUAGCAGUAAGGAUUGUGAGAGACCGAGCUACUGGAAUCGGCAGAGGGUUCGGCUAUGUGCUCUUUGAGAAUAAAGAUGCUGUUCAUCUUGCUCUGAAAUUAAAUAAUUCUGAACUGAUGGGAAGAAAACUCAGAGUCAUGCGUUCUGUUAAUAAAGAAAAAUUAAAACCAAGCUCAAAUCCCAGUUUGAAGAAUGUCGUUAAACCUAAGCAGGGACUUAAUUUUGCUUCAAAAAAUGUAGGACCUUCUAAAAGUUUGUUUAUUGGAGAAAAAGCUGUUACCAUUAAGAAGAAAAAGAAAGGACAAAAGAAAAUUGGACAAACUAAGAAACAGAAAAAACAGAAGUAACCACCCAAAGAUUAUUUUGUAAUGGUAAUAAAAAACUGGUAAUAAAAAUAUGGUAAACCCACGAA